Messenger RNA from Xylaria bambusicola, 869 nucleotides. RefSeq lists its product as uncharacterized. Bases 87 to 629 code for a protein of 180 amino acids. The transcript is spliced from 3 exons. The record is from RefSeq and is a predicted model, not a curated record. NCBI's taxonomy places the organism in Eukaryota, Fungi, Ascomycota, Sordariomycetes, Xylariales, Xylariaceae.
UAUCCCAACGCUUGUUGCCAGCCACAGAUCACUUCCGUACCCUUAUCCUUCGAAAGCUUGUCACUAUAAUCCAGUACCUCACCAACAUGCUUCCUGCUCAGACACCGCAGGUCGACCACAGCCGAGUUCCCGCUCUGGCUACCGCCGAGGGUCACGUCCUAACGAAUGGGUUGUUCCAAUGCACGGCCACACGUGCUCCCCAUGGUGUCUCCAACGCCAGCAAAACAUGUGGAAGUACCAUGGAGAAUAACAAAAAGAACAUCCGCUCUCACCUUAAUAAGCUUCACACCCACGACUCAUCAUACGCCAAAUCUCAGGCAGGCUUCGCAAAAGCCAACCACCUUGAACAGUUUGUCUGCGAUCGCCCCCGACUUGAUGGCUCGGGCUGGUGUACCCGCACGCGGUGGGGUCAACAUUCACUUGUCGCACACGCUCGGGAAGAGCACAAGUUCAGAGGCAAGUCGGAGUCGCUCUCCACGCCUUGGGCAGCUCUCAGCGAUAAGCAGCGUACCUACUAUCUCGAGAGAGUCGAACUUGAGAAGCGUCGCCUGCAGAAUGAUGGUGUCUACACCCUGGCAGAUGAAGAGCUCAGUAAGCAGUUUAAAGAGGAGAAGUUCCCUGAGGCUUGAUCGGUCAUUAGGAAACACAUAGUGGAGAGAGGCCACACAACAAAGAUUAUAAUUCGGGUAUGGCCAAUUCACUUUAGGUGUAAUUGAGAAAGAGGAAAACAGGAAGAUUACGAAGUACGAUGAAGGUUAACGCGUACGAUAAAACGAGCGUAGUACUAUAUAAUAGCUCGCUCACUCAUAGUAAAUACACAACACUCAAAAGCAGCUUCUAAUCCGCCUUCUCUAUCCUGUUCACGACUG